Symbiodinium natans is the source of this 3507-nucleotide messenger RNA. Lineage: Eukaryota; Dinophyceae; Suessiales; Symbiodiniaceae. The record is from the annotation of a GenBank genome assembly.
AUGCCAGGCACCGGAAAGACGCUUGCCGUCAACAUUGCCACGGACGUCUUGCGGGGCUCCGGCGCCGUGCCCUUCUUCCGCGCCUUCUGCGAUGUGGCCAACUCAGUCUUCCGGUACCAGUGCUCCAAAGAUAGCACGAGCACGCAGAUCCACGAGGUCUUCGAGAGUGCCGUGAGGGCGAAGCAGCGCAUAGACAUCGAGGAGAGCGAACGACGCCCGGUGGUCUUCAUUGAUGAGGCCGGCUUGCCCGAGGAGAAGGUGGAGAGCCUCAAGGCAAUCCACUACUGGAUCGAUCAAGGAUCGGUUGCUUGCUGCAUUUUGGCCAACAAGCCGCUGGAUGCUGCAAAGCGCAACAGAUGCCUGCAGGUCUUCCGAGACGAGGCCGAUGGUGAAGACCUGAGGCUGCUGGCAUCUGAAUGCUUGGGGGUCAGCCGCGAUGACCCUGCCUCCCGCUGUCUGGUGAAUGGCUUCUGCAAGGCAUUCCAGGAGAUAUCAGCGGGUCGGUGGACGAAUGGCCAGGAUGCCUUUGGAAUCUUCCACCUGCGAGACUUCCACCACUGCCUCCGCUACCUCCGAAGAUUCGGGCUGGUGCAGAAUGGAUCCGUGUCAGGGCAGAGCGUGCUUCGUGCGCUGGAGAGGAACUUCGGAGGACUCACGAAGGAGGAGUUCACGGCCUUGUGCAAAGUAUUCUUCAGACACCUCCGCGAGGAGACGGGAGGGCGGAUAGCGGAGCUGGAGGUGAACUGGUUCCGAACCACACUGGCCGUGUUGCAAGAGGCCCUGCUUGACCUCCCAGAAAGAGACCUCAGGGAUGCGAAUUACGAGCCAUGCCGCUACAAGCUCAUCAUCGACGAGACCGAGGAUGGCGGGGCUGUGCGGGUCCUGCAGUCGGCGGGCCUAUUCCCAGCACAGGUCCCAGUUCUAGAGGUGAGCACGUUGCCAGGUGACCAGAGUGACCUUCAUCGCAGCCAGGUCGUGAGUGACAUCCGCAGGGCUGCCGAGCGCCCGGGCAUGUGUGUCAUGGUCGACUUCGACGAGAUCUUGGAUGGCUUCUACGACCUUCUGAACCUCCGCUUCCAGCGCAUUCAAGCGAACGGCCGCGUGAGCUUCGCAGCGACGGUGGCUGCAGGAAGCUACUCGGUCCUGGCGCCGGUUGAUCCACGCUUCCAAUUGGUGGUGUGCAUCAGGGCCAAGGACCUUGCACUGACCCCUCUGCCCUUCUUGAACCGCUUCGAGAAGUUUUACCUGGGUCCCGGCGACCUGGCCAUUCACACUGCCGACAUCCUAUGCCAUCGUCAAAUCCACCAGCACUUCCUCAGAGACUACCUGCUGCAGCCCGUGCGCCAGCGACUGCAAGCUUUGGUUCAGCUUCUGGGCCCUGCAAGCCUCAUUGGCUUCGAUACCGCCACCAUGGAUUCAGCGAUCAAUGAAGCCAUGCAGACCAGCCGAUGCCAGACGGCAUUGCAGUUGCUUUCGGCAGGAUGGGAGGAGCGCACGGAGGGCGCGGCCGAGGAGACUGAAAAGCCGAUUUCUGAGGAGUGGCCGCUCGACAUCGGUCAGGCAAGGCCAGAAAGGGCCGAAAUCGCCGACCCCGUUUGCUUUGGCCAUGAGAACGCAGGGAAUACAUGCUUUUUGCAGGCAUCCCUUGUGCUGUUCUGCGUGCACGAGAGGCACCUGUUGCCACCAGAGCAUGAGGCAGAGCCUGUCUUUCUCACUGACUUGCGCCACCUCUUGAGGAAGUCGCGCCGGCAGUGUGUGCCACGUGAGGACGUCUGGUCGCUGGCGCAGAAACUUGAACGAUCGGGGAUCAUGCAGCCAGGGCAGCAGGACGAUGCAGUGGAAAUGUUCGAGGCUUUGCUCGACGAGUGUAAAUGUUCAAAGCUGGCCUUGCCCACCAUGACGUGUGCCAGGAAGUCUGACUGCGUCGGUCUCAGUGACCCUUCCAGCAAGGUGUACGUGUCCACCGCUCUGAAUGAGUGGGUGCUGCGGACAGCCAUGGGGACUGACAAGAGCUUUGCGACCUUACUGCAAGACAUCGUCAUGGAAACCGUGACGCCCUGUAAGGUCGAAAUGGGCGAGGAGGGCAAGAUGACCGAGGUGGAGCUGCCCACCGCCGUGCGUGCCAGGCGGCGCUUACCUGGGUCGUUGCCCCCCGCUAUCUUGCCCAUCUGCUUUGGGCGGUGGGAUGAAAGCAGGCAGAAGAAUGACGGCAGCCUCAAUGUGCCCAUGGACUUGACCCUCCCACUGUUGCCACCAUCACAGGAGACCUUGGCACUUCAUCACAUGGAGCAUUGGAGCUAUGAGCUGGUCUCCUUCAUCGUCCACAUUGGCAGCUUGGAGAACGGGCACUACGUCGCCUACUUUAAAGCAAGAGGCGGCUGGGAGGUCGUGGACAACGAGCACUGCUCCCGCCUGAUGCCUGAGGAUGCCAAGUACCAGGCAGGCAAGGCGUAUCUGUUGGUCUACAGGCUGGUCGACUACAAGGGCACCUUUCCCGCAGAGACGCUGUCUGAACCGGAGCUUCGGGGCAAGCGGGUGGAGGAUCGGCUUCAGGAAGCUGUGGCCCUGCUGGCGGAGGAGGCAGCGAAGCGAUUGCUCCAGCUGGCGCCCUCGGAGACGGUGCUGAGCCACCGCAAGUCACUCCCAGAAAGCCUCACCACAGGCUAUGCGGAGCGGCCGCACACGGGCUUGGCUUCGGUGCUUGCAGAGCUGCAGUCAGGGCAGUCUGCGCUGUCCGGGCCAUCCGGGCCGUCCGGGUUGUCCCGGCGCUUUCUGCUUUUGACCCGCGACGUGCUCCUUGCUUCCGGCGACUGCCCCACGGCGCAUCUCAGAAGAAGGGACAUGGAAGUCCGCCUUUUGCCACGGACCAGGCAGGAGACCAUCGAGCUGCUGAGGUCAUGGCAGUCAGAGUCGAAGCCUCUGAUGAUUGUGUGCCGCCUGUCCAGCAGCAUGUCCAAGGGCACGGAGAACGUGCAGUGCACGUCGCGGGCGGUACAUCAGCUACGCCGCCUGGCCGAUGAGCUUGACAUCAACGGCCUCAUCGUGACGCUCCUACUACCACCAAAGGCAUUGCACGAGAGCCGCUGUUAUGAAGCAGCCUUCCUCGGUUCUUGGCAGAUCUUUCACCUGGACAGUUUGGAUGAUGCAGAAUCUCCUGCCUUGGUGGCGUCCAUCUUGUCCCCAAGCAUGCCAGACGUGAAGGGGUCUGUGUCUGGUGAAGGCGAGCUUCAGAAAGACCUGUGGGCAUCCGUGGCGAGACUCCCGGUGUCCGAGCCGAUGCGGAUAUCAGCGGAGGCCUGGGUGCAUGAGGCCAAAGGCUUCUACUCUGGCGAAGCUUUGCAAACGCGGGUGGACCUGCUUUGGCAGCUCCUGACAGAGCCCAGUGCCAUCUUCCUACUGGAGGAGUUGCAGAGGAUUCGUGCUGCGGCGCUUCAGGACGUCUCCCUCCACCAGGCCCGGUGUGGUUCUCUACUUUAUGACUUGGUGGCAGCCGCUUUUGUUUCAUAG